AUGUCUACUCCCUAUUCGUAUCUGGUGGACCAUGACAAGGGAUCCCAGGGCGAGGGUGAUGGCCGUGAUACGACAAACGCCAGCGACCUCAUGGAAUCCACAGCCACGGGCGCCACCACGGCUACGCUCACGGACGGUAGCAGCACCUACGAUGGCAUAAACACUCCGAGCACCACCGACGACGGUAUCGAUACUCCCACCAGCAACGAUCCAGCGAGAACUGGUAUUCGGGGUACACAGGCGAGCAGCCUAGCCUUGCCCGAGCCCGCCGGGAUGCCGUCGUCACCCGAGCUCACGGUCUUGCUGCAUCAAAUCCAGCAGGCCGCCGAAGACGUGUCGCAGCUCGUUGGGCGAUUUGGAUUCAAGAUGGCAGACACGCUCCGCAGCCCAUGCAUCAAACGGGCGCUCUUCGCGGACCACAAAUUGCUCCGGCUACCGUGCCUAACGUACGCCGAUGACUUUACCUGUCGAGUGACAAGAUUCCAUGCCGCCGGGCAACCCAUCUACCACGAGAAUUCGGCCCCGCUGCUAUGGUGGCUCUGGGAUGCGUUACUCGACCACCUCCCACCGAGAGUGCCCGCGCGGGGUUGGAAGCUCGAGUUCACGCCCGCCCACGACACCGACAUCCUCUUACCGUACACCAUCAGCGUCAACCUCGAAUCCAAAUGUGACAAGGAUAUCAUCGAGCUCACCGCGUGGUACGGCGGGCUCUUCCACGAGCGGCGAAUCAUCGACGCCCCCGUCGCCCGGUUCUGCUUCCCCGAGACGAAACGGUACGGCAAGCCGAUCGAAGCCCCCCUGAAUAUCGACCGACGCACGUACCAGGGAGAAGGCUGCCUCGCUCACACGUUCGAUUACCUCGUGCCCCGUCCGGGAAGCCCAUGGCGACUCGCCAUGAAGGCCUUCCCUCCAGACAAGGAGGAGGCUCUGGUCGUCGCUCUCGCCGGGACCUGCAAGGCUGAGGACGACCACGUGUACGUGGCGGAGGACCAAGAUCGGCAGUGCCGGAACCUGCUGCAGCGCGUCCCCCCCGACGCCAAGGAGUACAUACGCAACGAAAAGCUCGUGGGAAAGACUGGCGGACCGUACAAUCUGUUCUUUCCAACGACCGGCCGCUGGCUGUGGGGCGAAAAUCGUCAGCGACAACGACACAUACAGAAAUUCGACCUCGGGGCUCUCGAACAUGUCAUCGCCAAGGUGAUCCCUGACCCGGUUGUCCCGCCGCGGUACGUCACGGCGAGCGAAGUUGCCAUGCUCGAGUUCCUACGGUCCGAGUUGGAAAUACCGGUGCCCAAGGUGUUUUCAUGGAGCGACAACAGUGACAAUCCAUCUGACUUCCUUCGUGUCGGAGAUGACUCAGUGGAAUGCCCUAUUAAGAUCGAGGGCGAUGAGUUGACGAACCACCAAAAGGACGGACGGCGCCACAAUGAAUUUCAAGACCUCCUCAAGACCAGAAACAUAUCGGUCGCCGAAGAAGGCUGGGUGCCUUCGGAAGAGUUUACCGAACGAGAAGACGACCUUGUGACUGCGAUAAAGGAGACCAUCGAGUCUUUGGACAGUGAACAGGAACGCCGAGAGUUCAACGACAGGCUCCAUCGUGGAACCUGA
This is a messenger RNA of Exophiala oligosperma, 1608 nucleotides long. RefSeq lists its product as uncharacterized. The record is from RefSeq and is a predicted model, not a curated record. The transcript is spliced from 4 exons. Gene Ontology annotation, cellular component: mitochondrion. NCBI's taxonomy places the organism in Eukaryota, Fungi, Ascomycota, Eurotiomycetes, Chaetothyriales, Herpotrichiellaceae. The coding region runs from base 1 to 1608 and encodes 535 amino acids.